Molecule: messenger RNA, 1793 nt
Organism: Microplitis demolitor
Lineage: Eukaryota; Metazoa; Arthropoda; Insecta; Hymenoptera; Braconidae
Product: globin
Exons: 4
Coding region: 304-816 (170 amino acids)
Biological process (GO): oxygen transport
Cellular component (GO): extracellular region; hemoglobin complex
Molecular function (GO): heme binding; oxygen binding
Source: RefSeq, a predicted model, not a curated record
UAGCGAGUCAGUAAACACCAAUUACUAAUUGUUGUGCAGUUUUUUAUAAAUUAUAAAUUAUAUUUAUUCUUUUACUUGUCAUCUUCUCUUUUUUCAUCCCUUAACUUAAAAAUAUAAAUAUAUAUUUUUUUAUUUUAUUUUAUUUUAUUUUAUUUAUAAACUGAUCGAUGAUCUAUGUGAUCCAAAAUAACUAUUAUACUAGUGGUCUCGAUACGUGACACUGUUUAUUUUCUUAUUCAUUAUCUGCGGGUGUCAACACAAGUCACAUCGUGAGAUUUUUUAUUUUAACUAUCUUUUUACGAAAUGGAAACACUUUGGCGGAAAAUAUGGGGGCAUUCGAAUGAGGACGCGGUUGAUCCGGUAACUGGAUUGUCAGGACGAGAGAUAAAGCUUGUCCAGAGUACGUGGGCUAUCGCGAGCAAGGAUCCAGUCGGUUCCGGUAUCGCAAUAAUGUCAGGAUUUUUUGAACGUUAUCCAGAGUAUCAAUCAUUCUUUCCGGGUUUUAAAGAUGUGCCUCUAAAGGAUUUACCGGGUAACAAAAGGUUUCAAGCACACGCUGUCAGUGUAAUCACAGCAUUGAACAGUACUAUUGAUGCAUUAAGUGAUGUUGGACUACUUGAAGCAACUCUGGUAACUCUCGGUGAACGUCACGGGAAACGUGGACAAACGGCCCAACAAUUUCUCCAUCUGAAGCUAGUAGUUAUGGACGUGUUACGACAGACACUUGGGAAUAAAUUUACUAAAGAGACCGAGGAAGCUUGGACAAAAACACUUGACGCGGCUUACACACACAUAUUUAAAGGCCUAUCCUCCUAACAUAUUUGUAAAUAAACCUAAUUAAUACUUAAACAUUAUCAGAUUAUUAUUAUCUGAUGAGUACCAAAUAUAUAUUUAAUGAUAUCCCGACAAAUUGUCACGUUAUCAGGAAAUUGUAUGAUCGUCGUCACGUGCCAACAACUUACACCCGUCACCGCAAUUUCCUAAUUAAAUCACGUCAUUUAUCUUACUUUUAAUAUUUUAGAUUUAAAUAUUAAACUUGUUGAACUGAGAUUUAAUUUUAAAAUUGUUAUUUAAUUAUUUAAUAGACAAAAAUUAUUUUUCCGUGGAUCUAAUCCGCUAAUAGAUUAUUAUUUCUAUAAUAUCUGACGUGUGAAAUUAUUAUGUAGAUGAUGUACAACAAUGGGGCUCAACAGAAUUGCCCAAUUAGUUUUAUAUAUAUAUAUGUAUAUUAUAUACUAUUAUUCCCUCUAUGUAUUGCUGUACUAAAUAAGUUGAGUUUGCAUCUUAAAUGACCUGAUGCAUAUAAAUAUUUAAUAAAAUUUGACGUAAUACGCGUCGUAUAAUUUUUAUAUAUUAAACGCUCUUUGAAUAACAAUAAGAGACGUUAAUAAAUAAUGCGAAUAUGAAGGAUUUAUAUGUAUAUAUACAUAUAUUUAACUGAACAAGUCAUAUCACGUUCGUUUAAAGUGGUGUUACUGCUGAAGCUACUGCUGUUGAUGCUACGACUUGACAACGACAGUGACGACGAUCUACGCUCAAUAAUUAUUAUCUGUAACGUCGAUUUUUAAAAGCAUGCUUUAUCAUUAUUAUUUCUUACGACGACAAUCUAAAUUAUAAAAUUAUUAUAAUGUAACAAAGCUUGGAUUUUAUUUUAUGUAAAUUUAAUGACAAAUGCGGUGAUGGAAAUGUACAAUUGUUGUGUUUUAAAUGUUAUAAACAUUAUUAUUAAAUUAUAUAUGUAAUAUAAAUAUUAUUAAUUAAAAGUAAUUAUCACGAAUUUAAAUGCGUAUAUU